UUCAAAAACUGCUGCAAUUCAAUUCAUCGAAAACCCAAAUCCAGCGAUCAAGUGAGACCCAGAAAGAAAGAAUGGGGGAAGCAAAUUGUCAAAAGUAUGGAGUUCCUCUUUAUGGAGCUGCUUGGGUUCUAUUGAGGGAUCUCUAUAAUAAGAAAAAUCAUCCUCAAAAACAAGAAGAAGAAAAAGAAGAGAAAAAGAGUGAACCUGCAGAAAAAAUAAUUAACAAGAAUUCAUGGUUGGUUCUUUCUGGUGGUGGUGGUGCAGGAAGUAGUGGGAUUCCAAAUUCCUUACUUCUAACCCAAUUCGAUUCCUCUUCGAAUUCCCUCUCCGAAACUCCGGUGGCUAGACAUGGGACUGGUAAUCUUUUACCUUAUAGGAUGGCAGUUCAUCCAGGUGGAGAUGGCCUUAUUUGUGCGUUCCCUGAAAGUUGCAGAUGGUUCGAGUGGAAUGUACCAACGAGCAUGGAAACAAAUGAUUUGGGCCUGAGAGCUUCUGAGGGGGUGCUUACAGAAUUGGAAGAUGUUGGGCAACAGUUAGCAUUGGCAUUUAACAAGGAAGGUUCUGAACUUGCUGUUGGGAGUGAGGAUGGCCACUUGAGAGUCUUCAAGUGGCCUAGUAUGGCACUUGUUAUUGAUAAAGCUGAUGCUCACCCAACUCUGAAGGAUCUGGAUUUCAGUCUUGAUGGGAGGUUCCUUGUCUCCUUGGGAGGUGGUCCGUGUCGGAUUUGGGAUGUCGAAACAGCAACAGUUGUAGCUUCUUUACUGAGGGAAAAUGAUGAGGUUUUCACCUCCUGCAGAUUUUCCGUGAAUGGUAAUGGCACCCAAAUUCUUUACAUUACAGCAAUGAGAGAUCGUGGAGGCAGUAUCGUGUCCUUUGACACAUCCUCAUGGACGAGAGUGUCCUCGAAGAACCUAGUGCGCGACCCUAUUUCUGCGUUCAAUGUAUCUCCUGACGGAGAACACCUUGCCAUCGGAACAAUCCAAGGAGAUGUAUUUGUAUAUAAAUCCAGUAAUACACGAGUGGCAUCAAUAAUUAAGAAAGCACACCUUGGUCUAGUUACUGCAUUGAAGUUCUCUGAAGAUUCUAGGUUGCUGGUCUCUGCAUCCAUGGACUCCAGUGUUAGGGUGACCAAAGUCGAAGAAGACACGACACUUAAGGGAUUGACGAUUUUGGUUUUUGUACUUCAAGGCUUUUGGUUUAUAAUGAUGAUCGCCAUAAUUUUUCUUCUGGCAUAUUACCACUGGAAUGACAAACCCCUUCCUUUUGCUUAUUAGAAAGCUAACCCCUUCCUUCCAAAGUUGGUUUAGUAUCCAAUAUAGUGAGAGAGAUACAAGCUCCAUUCGUAACUCUUCAAUCUUCACCAGAAAAACCACUGGAGCAAAUGAUCAACAUAUAUCAAGCCUUAUUUUUGGAUCUUGUAUCUAUAUUCCGGUUCCAGAUUUAUAGUCUUUAGUUUCUACAUGAAGCAUUUUCCGGGAAUUGUAUUUUAACGGUUCAUUUUCAAACACAUUUUCUAACAACUUAACCAGUUCUCAAAAAUUAUGAAUUCUGUUGCUGUUUGAUAUUUUUGUUAAUCCAUAGAAUGAAAAUGGUGUACGAAGUGAUUAUACCUAUAGCAUACUUUUUCUGAA
Molecule: messenger RNA, 1631 nt
Organism: Papaver somniferum (opium poppy)
Lineage: Eukaryota; Viridiplantae; Streptophyta; Magnoliopsida; Ranunculales; Papaveraceae
Product: SEC12-like protein 2
Exons: 10
Coding region: 72-1274 (400 amino acids)
Biological process (GO): protein secretion
Cellular component (GO): endoplasmic reticulum membrane
Molecular function (GO): GTPase activator activity; protein binding; guanyl-nucleotide exchange factor activity
Source: RefSeq, a predicted model, not a curated record